GUGCAGCCAGUGGAAAUUAAAGGCUAUGAUGCUAAAACCGGGGAUGCUAUAGACAUGAAGGAUAAUAACGUGAAGGCUAAAUAUAAGAAGGCUAAAAUCGUAAGGCGCUAUAAGUUUCUCGUGCCUGUAAACACGGAACUGGUUUGCGCUUGUCCCGGAAGUUCGUACGAGCAAAUCCAGAAAGUGGAGGAAGGAAUUACCAAAUAUAUAAAACCAAGCAACCCGUUUAAGGCAAAAUGCAAUAAUGACCAAAUUAUGGAAGCUCACGGUCAGAAAAAUGUUGAUCUUGGGGCGUACGAAUGCAUGAGUGAUAUCGAUAUGGACAUCCGAGAUAUAAAAGAUCCUCGAGAAGAAUGGAUGUGUCCGGAACCCUACGCUUGGCAAGGCAUAGGAUUCGAUGUGAAAUUAGAAGGCACCGUUCAAAGAUACAAUUUACUGGAAAUCUGCUACGACAAGAUAAAGAAGCACACCAUCUACGUGGAGCACGAGUGGAUCAACGGCGCAUCGUCCGGAUUACCACCGUCUUUCACUUGGCGGGGCGAAAAAAACGGAGAAUACGACCAAGACUGGCACAAGGGACACCUGGCGCCCGCCGGCGACUUUAACAUCUACGAAUUAAAAAAAUUUACUUACUUUUACGCAAACGCGGCGCCGCAGUAUAAAACAUUAAACUCGGGUAAAUGGUCGCACCAAGUGGAGAUAAACGUCCGCAAAGAAUUCAGUGAAGCAACAAUAUUUACGGGCACAAGCUACUUCAAAUUCAAAACAGGAGCCAAGAAAACGAGGAAUAAACUGACUGUCCGGAAAAUGGCUAAAUCAAAUUUAGCAACUACUGAUGUAAUUGAGGGGAAACCGGAUGUCUUUUGGAAAAUCGCCAUUGGAGAAGAUAAGGAGCAGAAAGCAAAGGUGAAGGGCUACCUCUACUCGAACAAAAUCGACUUUUACUUGGAUAGGUUACAUCGAAUUUGGCGCAAGUCUAAAAAAAGCGUCUCAAAAGGAUAUCGUUUGGAAGGCAGAGAUGUUAAACUGAUUGCCGACCUGCUGAAAAUAGCGGACGGUAAUAAUAAUUAUUCUCGACAUGUUGAUCAUCCUUCGCAGAGAAUAUGGAAAUACAUUGAAAGUGUUUUAAAUGAUUAAAACCGGAUUUUCUGCUUGCAUAGAAUACAUUUGAAAUGUAGUUGGCCAAAAUUGAAUAAUCGAAUUACUAAUUUUUAAAUAAUAUAUGUAUGAGAAUUCCAAUUCAUAAUAAUCAAAAAAUUAUGCCGUCGUCAAGUAACAUCGAGUGAAAAAUAAAUUCCCAUUUUAUUGGAAAAAAUUUGUAAAUGCACCAUGACGAAAAAUUCAGCCGUCGAACCCUGAUAAUUAUUCCGUGUUAUUCCUAGUGGGAACCAAAAUAAGCUUAUCACCAAUUUAUCAUGCUAAUGUGUGUGUUUUAAUAAAAAAAGGCGUGUCAUUUGUUUGUUUUAAGUAAUGCUUUGUUUUGUUGAGUGUUUCACAUAAAUUUUUCUCCUUAAAAUGUGCUUUCCAAAAUAUUCAUAAUUUGAAGUCUCCAGUACAUGUA
Molecule: messenger RNA, 1561 nt
Organism: Cloeon dipterum
Lineage: Eukaryota; Metazoa; Arthropoda; Insecta; Ephemeroptera; Baetidae
Exons: 4
Coding region: 55-1137 (360 amino acids)
Biological process (GO): apoptotic DNA fragmentation
Cellular component (GO): mitochondrial inner membrane; nucleus
Molecular function (GO): RNA endonuclease activity; single-stranded DNA endonuclease activity; nucleic acid binding
Source: RefSeq, a predicted model, not a curated record